This is a messenger RNA of Colossoma macropomum (tambaqui), 5936 nucleotides long. Its product is annotated as zinc finger protein 850-like. NCBI's taxonomy places the organism in Eukaryota, Metazoa, Chordata, Actinopteri, Characiformes, Serrasalmidae. Gene Ontology annotation, biological process: negative regulation of transcription by RNA polymerase II. The transcript is spliced from 6 exons. Gene Ontology annotation, molecular function: DNA-binding transcription repressor activity, RNA polymerase II-specific. The record is from RefSeq and is a predicted model, not a curated record. The coding region runs from base 78 to 4169 and encodes 1363 amino acids.
CUGGUGUGUUUGGAGCGGAACUAUUAUUUCGUGGCUGCGGUUGGAGCCCGGACAUGAUUUGAGCGCGCACAGGCGUUAUGAGCGGAGGCCUUUGGUCUCCUGAAACGCGUCAAAACAUGUCACCACAAGGAGAACGUCAGGCAGCUGAAGUCAUAGAAGAUGGGGAAAUGUCUUCUGAUACUCUCCUCACCAAUGAAACGACACAGGCGAAGAGAAAACCCCCCGCGCACAGCUGCCCACAGUGUGGUAAGAAUUUUACUCGACGCCUGAAUCUCCAAAGACACCAGCUCGUUCACACAGGAGAGAAGCCGUACGUCUGCACCCAGUGUGGCAAGAAAUAUUCCCAAAAGGAGAGUCUCCAAAAACACCAGUUCAUUCACUCAGGAAAGAUGCCGUAUGUGUGCUCACAGUGCGGAAAGGGAUUUAUAGACAGGAAUUAUUUCAAAACGCACCAGCGCGUUCACACAGGAGAGAAACCGUAUCACUGCUCACAGUGCGGGAUGGGUUUUAUAGACAUGAGGACGUUUAGACAACACCAGCGCAUUCACACAGGUGACAGUCUCUACCGAUGCUCAGAGUGCGGGAAGAGUUUUAAUCACGUGGCUAAUUUGAAAACACAUCAGCGCGUUCACACAGGAGAGAAACCGUAUCACUGCUCAGAGUGCGGGAAGAGCUUUAAUCAGGAGAGUCACUUCAAAAUACACCAGCGCAUCCACACUGGAGAGAAGCCGUAUGAGUGCUCGCAGUGCGGGAAGAGCUUUACUCAGCGGGGUACUCUCCUCCAACACCAGCGCGUUCACACUGGAGAGAAGCCGUAUUACUGCUCACAGUGCGGGAAGAGUUUUACUCAGUGGUCUGGUCUGCGUCACCACCAGCGCCUUCACACGGGAGAGAAGCCGUAUCGCUGUUCACAGUGUGGAAAGUGUUAUACGCGUAGAAACAGUCUCCAGCGACACCUGCUCAUUCACACCGGCGAGAAGCCACACGUCUGCUCGCAGUGUGGGAAGAGUUUCACUCAGCAGGGUCAUCUCCAGCACCACAUGGUCACUCACACAGGAGCGAAGCCCUACGACUGCCCACACUGUGGGAAGAGUUUUGCGCAAAAGCACAGCCUCCAAAAGCACCAGCUCACUCACACAGGAGAGAAGCCGUACGAGUGCCCAGAGUGUGGGAAGAGAUUCAGUGACCGAAGUUCUUUCAAAACGCACCAGCACAUUCACACAGGAGAGAAACCACACGAUUGUCUGCAUUGUGGAAUGAGAUUUAUCGACUUGCGUACACUUAAAAAACACCAGCGCAUCCACACAGGCGAGAGCUUGUAUUACUGCUCGGAGUGCGGGAAGAGUUUUAAUCACGUGACUAACUUUAAAAUGCACCAGCGCACUCACACAGGAGAGAAACCGUAUCACUGCUCAGAGUGCGGGAAGAGUUUUAAUCAAGAGAGCAAUUUCAAAACACACCAGCGCAUCCACACUGGAGAGAAACCGUAUUACUGCUCGCAGUGCGGGAAGAGCUUUACUCAGCGGGUUAAUCUCCAUCAACACCAGCGCCUUCACACUGGAGAGAAGCCGUAUUACUGCUCACAGUGUGGGAAGAGCUUUGCUCAGUGGGCUAAUCUGAAUCAACACCAGCGCGUUCACACUGGAGAGAAGCCGUUUUGCUGUUCACAGUGUGGAAAGAGUUUUACUCAUAAAAAUAGUCUCCAACAGCACCAGCGCAUUCACACAGGGGAGAGGCCGUACUGCUGUUCUCAGUGUGAGAAGACCUUUACUCGUAAGAAUAGUCUUCUGCGGCACCAGCGCAUUCACGCAGGAGAGAUGCCUGUGAGUGCUCUAGAUCUUCCACAAAUGCAUCAGAACAUGCCACCACGAGAAGAACGUCAGGCAGAUGAAGUCAAGGGAGAUCCGCAAGUGUCUGCUGGUGCUCUCCUCCCCAACAGAAAGACGCGCAUAAAGAGAAACCCCCCCACUCGCCACUGCCCACAGUGUGGGAAGAGUUUUACUCAGCAGAUUGGUCUCCGAAGACACCUGCGCAUUCACACAGGAGAGAAACCGUAUGCCUGCUCGCAGUGUGGGAAGAGUUUCACUCAGCAGAUUGGUCUCCAGAGACACCUGCGCGUUCACACUGGCGAGAAGCCGCACGGCUGCCCACAGUGUGGGAAGAGAUUUACUCAAAAGCACAGUCUUCAAAAACAUGAGCUCACUCACACAGGAGAGAAGCCACACGAGUGCCCGGAGUGUGGAAAGGGUUUUAGUGACAGAAGUUCUUUUAAAACACACUUGCACAUUCACACAGGAGAGAAACCGUACGAUUGCUCGCAGUGUGGGAAGAGUUUUGUUGACAUGCGUACUCUCAAAAAACAUCAGCACGUUCACACAGGUGAGAAAAUCUGUUACUGCUCUGAGUGCGGGAAGAGUUUUAAACACGUGACUAAUUUCAAACUGCACCAGCGUGUUCACACAGGAGAGAAACCGUAUUGCUGCACUGAGUGCGGGAAGAGUUUUAGUCAAGAGAGCAAUUUUAAGACUCAUCAGCGCAUCCACACUGGAGAGAAACCGUUUUACUGCUCACAGUGCGGCAAGAGUUUUACUCAGCGGAAUCAUCUUCAUCAACACCAGCGCAGUCACACAGGAGAGAAGCCGUAUUACUGCUCACAGUGUGGGAAGAGCUUUAAUCAGCUGAGUCAUCUUUAUCAGCACCAGCGCGUUCACACUGGAGAGAAGCCGUAUGAGUGCUCACACUGCGGGAAGAGUUUUAGUCAGUGGAGCCAUCUCUAUCACCACCAGCGCAGUCACACAGGAGAGAAGCCGUAUCCCUGCUCACAGUGUGGGAAGAGCUUUACUCGUCAGGAUUCUCUCCAGCAACACCAGCGCAUUCACACAGGAGAGAAGCCGUAUGAGUGCUCGCAGUGCGGGAAGAGUUUUAGUCAGUGGAGUCACCUCUAUCACCACCAGCGCAUUCACACAGGAGAAAAACCAUAUAACUGUUCACAAUGUGGGAAGAGUUUUACUUAUAAUACUAGUCUGCUACGGCACCGGUGCAUUCACACAAAGGAGGAGGCUGCCAUUGAUCAGAUUGUACCGAAUGGUUUCAUACUGGCGGUUUGGGCGGAACGAUCGUUCGGUGGUUGCUGCUGUGAGUCGGACAUCAUUUUGGGCACGUACAGAGGCAGAGAUAACAUGCCCCCAGCAGCUGAAGUCGAGGGAGAUCAGCGAAUGUCUCCUGGUGCUCUGCUCCCCACCAGAAAGGCUUGGACACGAAGAAACCCCCCCACUCACCACUGCCCACAGUGUGGGAAGAGUUUUACUCAGCAGAACAGUCUUCAGCGACACCUCCUCAUUCACUCAGGAGAGAAGCCGUAUCGCUGCUCCGAGUGCGGGAAGACUUUCGUUUACGAGACUCAUCUCAAAACACACCAGCGCGUCCACACAGGAGAGAAACCGUAUCACUGUCCGCAGUGCGAGAAGAGUUUUACUCGUCAGAGCAUUCUCCGACAGCACCUGCUCAUUCACAGCGGAGAAAAGCCGUACGACUGCUCUCAGUGUGGGAAGAGAUUUACUCAGGUGGGUCAUCUCCAGCUCCACCAGCGCAUCCACACCGGAGAGAAGCCGCACUGCUGCUCAGAGUGUGGGAAGAGCUUCAUCCAUAAGAACAGCCUCCAAAAGCACCAGUACAUUCACACAGGACAGAAGCCGUAUGACUGCUCUCAGUGUGGGAAGAGAUUUAUCGACUCGCAUACUCUCCAGCAACACCGGCGCAUCCACACCGGAGAGAAGCCGUAUCACUGCUCAGAGUGCGGGAAGAGUUUCAACCAAGUGGGUCAUCUCAAAACACACCAGCGCAUCCACACUGGAGAGAAACCGUACGGCUGCUCGCAGUGCGGGAAGAGUUUCAAUCGGCGGGAUUAUCUCCAACAGCACCAGCGCACUCACACAGGAGAGAAGCCGUACUACUGCUCGCUGUGCGGGAGGAGUUUUGCUCAGUGGACUAAUCUCCAGCAGCACCAGCGCAUUCACACAGGAGAGAAGCCGUAUUGCUGUUCACAGUGCGGGAAGAGUUUUACUCAGAAACAUAUUCUCCAGCAGCACCUGGGCGUUCACACGAGAGAGAAGAGCAUCGGUGCUCAGAAUAGGGUUGGGCAAUAUGACAAUGUUGUAUUGUUAUCAUGAUAAAUUACCCCACAACACUCUUUGCUGAUCAUAUCGUGGGUAUCAUCUGUACAUUACUGCAGGUUUGAUUUCAAAGAGAGCGUAAUUAGUGGUUAUAGAUGAUGAAUGAACAUGCUAAGUCCAGAUAGGGUCAUGGUAGCAGUUGGGAGAGCAGAGAAUCCCUGUCCCCAACUUCCUCCAGCUCAUUCCAGGGGAUGCCAAGCCGCUCCCAGGCCAACUUGGAGAUAUAAUCCUUCCAGCAGGUUCUAGGACGACCCCGAAGUCUUGUCCCAGCCGGCCGUGCCUGGUAAACCUCCAUGGGGAGGCGUCCAGGGGGCAUCCUGAUCAGAUGCCCGAACCACCUCAACUGGCUUCUUUCAAUGUGGAGGUGAAGCAGCUCUACACCUCCCGGAUGGCCGAGCUUCUCACCCUGCGAAGUAGAGUAUAUCCCACCACCCUGCGAAGAAAGCUCAUUUCUGCCGCUUGUAUUCAUGAUCUCAUUCUUUUGGUCAUUACCCAAAGCUCAUGACCACAGGUGAGGGUUGGGAUGUAGACCAACAAGUAAACAAAGAGCUCUGCCUUAUGGCUCAGCUCCCUCUUCACCAUUACAGUCUGGUACAGUGACCGCAAUACUGCUGCCCCAGCCUGUGGCCGUCUCAUAAUCCCUCUUCCCAUCAUUCGUGAGCAACAUCCCGAGAGACUUAAACUCCUCUAGCAUGUGGAAUGAUGAAGAAAAGUCAUUGCACUUACGGUAUUUUUAAAAUUUUUUAAAUGUGGCAGCAGUGGUGCCUUCUGUGUGUUCCAACACUAGUUUAGUGAUGCAUAUCGGGUAUCAUAAAUGUUUUUUCAGAGUGCUGUAAAGUUAGGAUAGGAUAGGAUAGGAUAGGCAUCAGUUAGCCUUGUGUGCUCAAUACACGGUCGCUGGUUCGUGGUCCGUCCCUCCUUGGACCACUGUCCAACCCAGUUGUGUGGACAUAGCAAUUUGGUCCUUGUCAAAGUUGCUCAGCGCUACACCUCGACUACGAGAACCGUUCACUUAUCGUCUGAUAUUCCCGACCUUGACAUGCACCAUUGUUUUGAGAAAUUUGAGGUUAUCCACUUCAGCUGUGAGUGGUCAUAAUGUUUUGGCUCACCUGUGCUCUCCUCUCUGCAUGCGCUGAUGGUCCAUGAUGCUGUAGAAUGUAUGCAAAUAUGUUUUCAAAGUUCAGAAAUUUUAUAUAACAAAAGAACAAUUUAAUUAGCCAUCACAGUACUUAGACCAGUGUAGACGCACAGUUUGUAAAUAUCUUGGUUAUAAAAGAUGUUUUGUUGCUCAAGGCUGUUUCAGCAAUACGGUGGAAGUAGUGAUGAUGAUCAAGUGAAAAUUUCUCAUGUCAGUGAACAGUUGAUGGAGAGCAUGGGCCUGGAGAGAGAUCCCAAAUCGCCUGUUUGACGUUCUAGAUGUUUAUUAAUGUCUGUAGUGGAUGGUAUGAACAGUAUGUGAGUACUUGAUAUCUUCUCCUCUUGCUCUAAUAUUAUAAUGUGCAUCAGUGUUGACGUAAAUCUUUGAUCUUGCCACAGAAGAGACCCAGGAGACCGGGGUUUGACUGAUUUCUACAAAAUGUCAUGUUUACUGCUUAAAAUGUUUCAGCUGAUUAAGCUGAUUUUUAUUUAGUUUUUUUUUCAAAACGUUUUUACAUACAUGACUGAGAUUGUACACUUUUAAAAAUGGAUGGUUCUUCAAGGGUUCUUUGGUAAAGAAAAUGGUUCUAUGUAGGAUCAUGAACAUUCAAAGAACCCUUUGCAUGA